Trichophyton rubrum CBS 118892 is the source of this 819-nucleotide messenger RNA. RefSeq lists its product as uncharacterized. The transcript has a single exon. The record is from RefSeq and is a predicted model, not a curated record. Bases 1 to 819 code for a protein of 272 amino acids. Lineage: Eukaryota; Fungi; Ascomycota; Eurotiomycetes; Onygenales; Arthrodermataceae.
AUGGCUACCAGACGUCAGAAUAAAAAGCCUUCUGAUGGUCCAUCAAUACCCCUUGCUGCUGUUGACAACAACAAAAAGGCGUCUCCAGGCCAUAAGACAUUAUAUGAAAUUGCUGCGGAGCGCCAGGCAGAGCUACUGACAUCGCAGCACAGACAAACAUCGUCUAAUGAUGGGAAAACUCCACCCAAAAUGCAGUAUGUCCAUAUGAAUGCGGACGGCGAAAUUGUUCACUCCCCACUCCCAGAUACACCGGAGACCGCACCCGCAAAAGCAGAGUCAGAAAACUCCGAGUCACUACCACCGCUGGCGGAUACCAUAUUCCUUUCCCUGUCACUCUCCUGUAUUCACUUUACUUUAUCAUUCCUUGCCGCGCACCAGUUCGCCCAGGAAAUCGAAUUUGAUAGGAUAAUUUUCGAAACCUUGGUCGUGGCCUUUCCAGUUAUGACUCUCCUUAUCCAUUUCGUCCACGGACACAUGGUCACUUUUCCCAAGAUAUCCUUGCUUUCAUUAUAUCCUAAAUCAGGAAAGAAAACUGCGAAUGAGACCUCUGGACAACUCGCAACAAGAAAAUCUCUGAUACUUGCUCUAUUCCCGCCAACAGCUCACAAUAUCAUCUUUCUAACAUUUUCCGUUUUCUUGGGAUCGAGGUUAAUUGCUAUGGCGAAUGAGGCGUCUUACUAUGCAGCAAUGAAGAAGACUCCGGCCCUCGGCACCUUAUGGGUAUGGGCAGUUGUGGAGAUGACUGCUGGGUUUUCUGUGUUGGGUCUGGCUGUCCCAGUUGUGUGGGCAGUUUGGUUGAAAGGACAUUCCCUUUGGUAA